Molecule: messenger RNA, 1211 nt
Organism: Saprolegnia diclina VS20
Lineage: Eukaryota; Oomycota; Saprolegniomycetes; Saprolegniales; Saprolegniaceae
Exons: 3
Coding region: 31-1188 (385 amino acids)
Source: RefSeq, a predicted model, not a curated record
GGAUGAUCCGACAGUAACCCUUUGGCCAUCAUGUUCUCAUUGAAGUCGCUCCUGAACCCGACCGAGGACGGCGAUGGCAACACAAGCUCCGACGGCGCCAAGGAGCCCAACGACCGGAAGCGGCGCCAUGACCGCGCCAAGGCGAGGUACAUGGAAGAGGUCUCGUACCUCCAGGUGAAGAGCAAGGAGCUCCAGGGCCAGCUCGACGGCCUCGAGCGCUCCAAGAAGCGCAAGACAGAGUCGACGGCGUCGGUCUGGGAAGGCUUCGCCCGGCGCCAAGCGCUCGAGCGCCAAGAGGCGCAGCUCGAAAACUCCAAGCUCAAGGGCGUGCUCACGCAGCAGCUCUCGAUCAUCAAGGGCCUCGAAGCCGUCCUCUCGCAGCGCCCGCAGCUUCUCACGUGGCCGGUGCUGCCGACGAACGACGCAUCGAUCGUGCGCUUCCCAAAGGACCCGGCGACGCGCGCGGCCGAGUUUGAGCGCGUCAUGACCUUCGAGCUGGCCCGCCUCGACGAGACGUACCGCAAGUUUGGGCUCAUCGACACGCUCGACACGUGGAAGCAGGUCGUCGUGCGCAUGGACGAGGCGACCCACGAGGUCGUGCUGGACGUGAGCUUCAGCUUGGUCGUGCACGUCCCCGCCCGCGUCCUCGCCGACGCCAUGACCAUCAUCUACAUCCCUGCUGAAGAUCUGGGAGUCCGCAACGGCCGGGUCAAGUUUCUCGAGCGAUUCGAUCCGCACUCGGUCUACAUCCAGCGCAUCUUUGCCAUCACCAACCUCCCGGAAGUGGUCGCCCACUUUGCUUGUCGGGGCGCGCGCCUAGAUGAAGACCACGCCAAGUUUGUGCUCGCGUCGGUCAUGGACGACGACCUGGUGCCGUACCCUCCGCAGGCGCUGCGGUCCCGCGAGCACAUUUACGCGAGCGCCGAGCCGCUCAAUGCGACGCAAUCGCGCUGGAAGAUGGUGCGCCGCGUGCACAUUCCGGCGUCGGUCACGGCGCAGGUGCCGGUCCCCAUCGGCGCGCUCGUCGAGCUGCUCUUGCACUGCUACUCGGACAACAUUGAGAUCCUCAUGGGUCGCAUGCGGGACGUGCUCCCGGGCGUCGCAGGGCUCGCACCCAACUCGGACCUCGUCGAGCCGGCGGGCGAGCUCAUUCAACUCAACCAGACAAGGCUGUCGCCAACGCACUAAAAAAAAUGGUUUCCGUAUCAUUG